AUGCCCGGCGGCCUGGAGCCCUCUUUCCCCAUCCUCCACUUUCUGGUCUUCUUUUUCGUGGCCUCCACAGUCUUCUACUUGGAGAGGCAGAACUUGAGGAAGCUGCAGGGCCUCGGGGCGCCCCAAGUCCAGCUGCCCAGCAGCAGCUGGACGGUGAACACCCAGGGGCGCCUGGGGAACCAGAUGGGGCAGUACGCCACGCUGUACGCGCUGGCCAAGCUCAAUGGGAAGCAGGCCCUCAUCUCGCCCAAGAUGCAGAAGACGCUGGGCCGCCUCUUCCGGAUCACGCUGCCCGUCCUCAAGGACAGGGCGGCCCUGCCGGUCCCCUGGCUCACCUACCUGCUGGACGACUGGAUGAAGGACGACUACCGCCACAUCCCCUGGGACUACGUCUUCUUCAUGGGCUACCCCUGCUCCUGGACCUUCUACCACCACCUCCGGGACGAGAUCCUGCGCGAGUUCUCCCUGCACGCCGGCCUCCGGAGAGAGGCCCAGGCCUUCCUGCACCGGGUGCGCCAGGGCCACGGGGGCCGCGGCCUCACCUUCGUGGGGGUCCACGUGCGCCGGGGCGACUACCUGCGGACCAUGAGCGAGGUGUGGAAGGGGGUCGUGGCGGACAAGGGCUACCUGGAGCGGGCCUUGGCCUGGUUCCGGGCCCGCUAUGCCAACGUGGUCUUCGUGGUGGUCAGCGAUGGGAUGGCCUGGUGCCGGAGGAACGUGGACGCCUCCAAGGGCGAUGUGGUGUUUGCCGAGGGAUGGAGGAGAUCCGCAGAGAAGGACUUCGCCCUGCUGACCCAGUGCAACCACACCGUCAUGACCAUCGGCACCUUUGGCUUCUGGGCGGCCUACGUGGCCGGAGGACACACCGUCUACCUGGCCAACUACACCCUGCCCAGCUCCAAGUUCCUGCUCAUCUUCAGGCCGGAGGCGGCCUUCCUGCCGGAGUGGGUGGGCAUCCCCGCUGACCUGUCUCCUCUGCUCCGGAACACCACUUAG
Molecule: messenger RNA, 996 nt
Organism: Gracilinanus agilis (Agile Gracile Mouse Opossum)
Lineage: Eukaryota; Metazoa; Chordata; Mammalia; Didelphimorphia; Didelphidae
Product: galactoside alpha-(1,2)-fucosyltransferase 2-like
Exons: 1
Coding region: 1-996 (331 amino acids)
Biological process (GO): carbohydrate metabolic process
Cellular component (GO): membrane
Molecular function (GO): galactoside 2-alpha-L-fucosyltransferase activity
Source: RefSeq, a predicted model, not a curated record